UGUGUUGGCACUGAGAAAGAUGGGCGUGUCCCGAGCCACGUGAAGUAGCUAGCUAGAGUAGAGAAUGGCUAGUAAAAAAGAUGCAUUGGAUAAGGUUAAGGGAGGAGAGAGCAUCAGCAAGAAGAGGUCACUGAAGCAGCAGAUCAGGGACACACAGAGAUUGCUGACAAAGGAGGACCUCCCGGAGACAGUGCGGCUGACCAAGGAGAGGGUACUGAAAUCCCUCCAUGGAGAGCUCAACGACAAGGCUAGUCAGAGGCAGAAGCAGAAGAUCUCAAAAAAGUACCGGAUGGUCAAGUUCUUUGAUAAAAGGAAAGUGGUGCGUAGACUAAGCCGAGCGUGCAAGGAGUUCAGUGAGGGUGGUCUCACAGAGGACGAGAGGUCUGAGCUGAGCGUGAUGAUUCAGAGGCUGAUACAAGAGCUCAACUAUACCGUGUUCUUACCUCUGCAGCACUUUCCUCCUGAUGAGAAGUACAUCUCCCUCUACCCUAGCUCCACCCCCAGUAGUGAGUCUGCUCUCACCAAGCGAGAGGAGUUGCUGACAUGCAUAGCAGAGAGUGUAGCAAGUGGAGAGCUACCUGAUGCUGCCUCAUUGGAGAGAGAGGUGGUCCUUCCCGGGGAACUGGCGGGCUCUGUCACAAAGUCACAUGAGACUAGCAGACAGCCUGUACAACAUCGGGAGAGGGCACCAAAGAGGAAAAAGAGGAUCUCUAAUGAGAGUGAAGUUGAUUCUGUUAUUGUGGAAACAAGCAAAAAGAAACUUCGAGAAGACGGAUUCUUUUUAGUAGAUAGUAGAACAUGAUUUUAAUUAAGGUGUGUACUGUGUUCAGUUUGUGUGUCAACAACUUGAUAGUUACACAUCUGUGUUGUACGUCGUUUCCAUAGUUACACGUCUGUGUUGUAUGGCGUAUCCAAUAGCGACUCCAUUUCCUCUGUAACCACUCGGUCUGUUCUUAAUCUUUGUGUUUUGUUCUCUUUGAGAGCUUUCAAAUUUUUCCCUGCAAAAAAUAUUAUUGAACACA
This is a messenger RNA of Halichondria panicea, 1022 nucleotides long. RefSeq lists its product as uncharacterized. The transcript has 7 exons. Gene Ontology annotation, biological process: maturation of SSU-rRNA from tricistronic rRNA transcript (SSU-rRNA, 5.8S rRNA, LSU-rRNA). Bases 65 to 802 code for a protein of 245 amino acids. The record is from RefSeq and is a predicted model, not a curated record. Lineage: Eukaryota; Metazoa; Porifera; Demospongiae; Suberitida; Halichondriidae. Gene Ontology annotation, cellular component: nucleolus; preribosome, small subunit precursor.